Mitosporidium daphniae is the source of this 579-nucleotide messenger RNA. RefSeq lists its product as uncharacterized. The coding region runs from base 1 to 579 and encodes 192 amino acids. NCBI's taxonomy places the organism in Eukaryota, Fungi, Microsporidia. The record is from RefSeq and is a predicted model, not a curated record. The transcript is spliced from 2 exons.
AUGUCUGGUGCGAGCUCGCCAUCGCCCAUCAUUUCGCUUCCCGCAGCUGCAUUCAGGACAAAAAAAUGCCGAAUUCCAAAUGUCGUUGAAACAAACAUUACUGACUAUCCAAAAACAAAGACCGCUGUCGCCAAAAAUAGAGAAAGAAUGGCCGCUGGGCUUCCAAAAGUCACAAUGCUCCAAAGGGACAAAUAUGUUGGCCCAAGGAAGGUUUUCAUGGACCGUCUGCUAGCCUCUCAAGACACAUCGUCAAAAUGUGUUCACGAAACCUAUUACAAAACCCUUGAAUCGGUGAAAGGUGCUUUGCUGCCUAGAAUUCCAGCAGAGCUUUUCCAAGAAACGCCGGAUGUCAUUAAAUACAUUUUGUCUUUAAAGAUGGCUACUAAGGGCGAUCUUUUUGAUGCUAGGAAAGAGGCAAUCAUCCAUGAUCUCCAGGCGCACCAAACCGACACAGGAAGCCCAGAAGUCAUCGAGGAGGCGGAGGAUGCUAUCGUACCUCAAACGCCAAUCUCUUCAGCGGUAUUUUUGCCUGAUGAAAAAGCUGGGAAUAACUCACACCGAUUUGGUUUAAUUGCAUAA